CCGGGCGUGGUGGCGGGCGCCUGUAAUCCCGGCUACUCUGGAGGCUGACGCAGGAGAAUGGCGUGAACCCGGGAGGCGGAGCUUGCAGUGAGCCGAGAUCGCGCCACUGCACUCCAGCCUGGGCGACAGAGCGAGACUCCAUCUCAAAAAAAAAACAAAAAGUGAACUAGCCACCGCCUCUGUGCGUCGCCCUCCAUGGUUAUCCCGGCUCUCCGCCCCUCCUUCUCGCGGCGCUCGAGGGACCAUGGCCGAUCCUCGCGUGAGACAGAUCAAGAUGAAGACCGGCGUGGUGAAGCGGUUGGUCAAAGAAAAAGUGAUGUAUGAAAAAGAGGCAAAACAACAAGAAGAAAAGAUUGAAAAAAUGAGAGCUGAAGAUGGUGAAAAUUAUGACAUUAAAAAGCAGGCAGAGAUCCUACAAGAAUCCCGGAUGAUGAUCCCAGAUUGCCAGCGCAGGUUGGAAGCCGCAUAUUUGGAUCUUCAGCAGAUAUUAGAAAGUGAAAAAGACUUGGAAGAAGCUGAGGAAUAUAAAGAAGCACGUUUAGUACUGGAUUCAGUGAAGUUAGAAGCCUGAAACUUUUCUCGUAUGGGGUGGUUUUUGCAUUAAAUCCUGGGGUCCAUUUUACAAUCCAUUAUUUUUAACCACUGCUGUGUGUUCAAGUAGUAUGAGAAUGUGAUUGUUUUUAUCUGGUUACAUAUAUAUUUCUUUGUCUAAUUUAAUAUGUCAAAUAAAUGAGUUCAUCUAAAAAAAAAAAAAAA
Symphalangus syndactylus (siamang) is the source of this 756-nucleotide messenger RNA. RefSeq names its product tubulin-specific chaperone A-like. The record is from RefSeq and is a predicted model, not a curated record. Gene Ontology annotation, molecular function: beta-tubulin binding. NCBI's taxonomy places the organism in Eukaryota, Metazoa, Chordata, Mammalia, Primates, Hylobatidae. Gene Ontology annotation, biological process: tubulin complex assembly; post-chaperonin tubulin folding pathway. Gene Ontology annotation, cellular component: microtubule cytoskeleton; cytosol.